GCAGAGAAACGUAAGGGAUUUAUUUAUUUUAUCUUAUUGAUUAGACAUAUUCAAACAGAGCAUUUAUGCAACAGCUGUACAGCCAAGUGGAAAAGUAGCCACGACCGAUAAGCUUUUCGAACACGAAGGCGACACAUGUGUGAUAAGCCACGGAGACCAGAAGUAGAGGUUAAUUUCACACUCGAGUACUACAUUGCCUUGAGGAGAGGAUCUUUGUGCUUGCGCAAAAUGGCGGUGCGCAUAUUUACUGUUGUCUGAUCGCAGUACGUUUAGUUAAACUUUAGCUCAAAAGGUCAUUCGUGUAAGUUCACGUUUCGCCGGCAGCAUUCUCACAAGCGCCGGAGGAGAGGAGCAAAAAAAAGACAAAGCCUUGCCUUCAUAAAUGUGUCAAAGGAAUGAGGACGGGCAGGAAAUAAAUGGAAUGGAGCGAGGAAAACUGUCGGUAGUGCAGGAGCAAGAGCAUACGGACGUGUUACAGAUGUACAUGAUUGAGCGUCCAGUCUACAAUGAAGCCCACCUCAGAUCACAGCUUCUCCACCGCAAAGAGAGAACCUCCACCUUCCGACAGAAGCUGGCACUGUGGUUCCAGUGUUCGUCUCAGCGGGCAAAGGCGGCAAUUUUGAGCUUCCUGCCUAUUCUCACGUGGCUGCCAAACUACCCGGUCAGAGAAUACCUGUUCCACGAUGUGGUCUCGGGUCUCAGCACAGGAGUUGUGCAGCUCCCUCAAGGUCUCGCCUAUGCUAUGCUGGCUGGUGUGCCUCCAGUUUAUGGUCUUUACUCCUCAUUCUACCCAGUCCUGCUCUACACUUUCUUUGGCACGUCCAGACACGUAUCCGUUGGCACCUUUGCGGUUAUAAGUCUGAUGAUUGGAAGUGUAGCAGUCAGGGAGGCUCCAGACUCUAUGUUUGACAUGCCGUCUACCAAUAGCUCUAACGAGACCGCCACUGUGAAUGCGGUACUUGACAGGAGGGUCCAAGUGGCUGCGGUGCUCACAUUUCUUGUGGGAAUCAUCCAGAUGGUUUUAGGUUUUCUCAGGUUCGGCUUUGUGGCGAUUUACCUCACAGAGCCCCUGGUGCGAGGCUUCACCACAGCCGCCGCCAUGCACGUAGUGAUCUCUCAGUUGAAAUACCUGCUCGGAGUGAAGACAAAGCGUUUUAGUGGGAUUCUCUCAGCUGUUUAUAGCAUCAAGGCAGUCCUCGGUGACAUAACAAGCACCAAUGUCGCUGCUCUCAUCCUGGGCCUCGUGUGUCUUGUAUUUCUAUAUGUGGUCAAACAGCUGAAUGAGCGCUUUAAGAAGAAAAUACCCAUUCCUAUUCCUGGAGAGCUUAUUGUGGUCAUUGUGUCCAUCGGCAUCUCUUAUGGCCUGGCAUUGGCAGAUGUCUAUAAGGUUGAUGUGGUUGGGAAGAUACCAACUGGGCUUAGCCCACCAGUUGCUCCAGCGUUCUCUCUGUUACCUCGUUUGGUCACUGACGCCUUCGCUAUUGCGAUUGUAGGCUUCUCCAUGGGAAUCUCUCUGGCCAAAAUUUUCGCCCUGAAGCACAACUACAGUGUGGAUAGUAACCAGGAGCUGAUAGCCCUCGGCUUAUGUAACUUCAUCGGCUCUUUCUUCCAAACAUUCACCAUCACUUGCUCCAUGUCGAGGAGCCUUGUGCAGGAGAGCACAGGGGGUAAAACACAGAUUGCAGGACUUCUGGCAUCUCUCCUGGUGCUGCUGGUGAUCGUCGCCAUCGGUUUUGUUUUUGAGCCCCUCCCACAGACUGCCUUGGGUGCCAUCAUCAUGGUCAACCUACUCGGCAUGUUCAAACAGUUCAGAGACAUCCCAGCACUAUGGAGAACCAGCAAGAUUGAACUGGCUAUCUGGCUGAUAACCUUUGUGGCAUCUCUGCUGUUAGGCUUGGACUAUGGCCUCCUGUUGGCCAUUGCAUUUGCCUUACUGACAGUCAUCUAUAGAACGCAGAGGCCAAAAAAUGCUGUCCUUGGUGGUGUUUCUGGCACAGGGCUGUACUAUGAUGUGGAUGAAUAUGAAGAGGCGAUGGAAUGUGAGGGGAUUAAGAUUUUCCAGUCCAACUCAUCAAUCUACUUUGCCAACUGUGACCUUUACGUGAGCACCCUCAAAGAGAAGGACAAGGAACAAGGUGUCACCCAUGAGGUUUUGUCCUACAACGUGGCGGAAGAGCAGAGAAACGGCCAGCUGCGAGAGGGAGCGAGCGAGUCAGACACUGAGGAGGCCGUCUUCCUUCACUCUGGCAGCGGCGUCCACUCCAUCAUCCUGGACUGGACACACGCCAGCUUUAUUGACUCUGUGGGAGCCAAAGCCAUCAAACAGGUAAUUAAGGAAUAUGCAGCAGUGGAUGUCCAGGUUGUCAUAGCUGGCUGCAACAGAAGUCUUCUGUCUGAGCUGGAUGAGUUGGAGUUCUUCUCCGGAGCCAUCAGCCCUGAGAUGGUGUUCCCCACCCUUCAUGACGCCGUGUUGUACUGUCAACACUCGCUACCCGCCCGAUGCCACGACACGCGUCAUCCGACAGGAGGGCAGUGAAGAUGGUUCACAUGGAAUAGAUGGAUUAUUGCACUGGUGAAUGCUCUGUUUGCACUGUCAUAGAAGCGCUCCAUCGUUAGUUAAAAACAACCCAAAUGCAGGGUGGAAAUAAAGACUUGUCAGGAUCAGAUUGAAGCUUCGGACAGAUGUUAUGUAUUGUUACUGCAGUGUUGCAUAGUGAUUGUGUGUGCCGUGUCAUGUUUAACGUUCGGUCCUCAGGCCGCACUCUGGACACCCCUGGUUUAACGCCUGCAAACGUCCCAUCGCAGGCCGCUUGCUGUAACCCGUUUAUGUCGACGCCCCUCAGGCUGGCUGACUGACGUUGACAUAAGCGGUUGUCUAAAUUGAAAAUAGCCGUUGCUUGUGCGUUUACUUGUGACUUUACUGUCAAGAGACAGAAAGUGAAGAAAUGAUUUUUGAACAUAUGGCACUUUUUUUUUUUUUUACGUUGAUUUCCUCCAUUUGUGCAAUUUUAUUUUUGUGUUUUCAUAGCCAUUUUUUCACAGAAAUGACCUCUUUGUCAACUUAAGCAUGGUAUGGUAAUAAGAACAUUAUGUUACUAUUCUUUUCAGAUCAAACUGGAAAAAAAACUGACUAGGUUGCAAGUGAUGCACCACCUGAGAUGGGCUCUGACUCACACCCUACAGGACAGUCGGGAAUUUUGGCGUCAUCUUUGAUCAGGACCUUUCCUUUAGUUCCCAAAUCCGAAGGGUCAAGAAUAGCAUUUUUUCAUGUUUUCUCACUUGAUCUACCAUCGAUCACUCAACUGCGUUUUCUAUCGUAACCCGAUCGAUUGAGACAGACAGCUGCCCCACAAAGCCUUUUUCUUCCCCAGAGGGAGUUUUUUUUCUCCAUUUAUGAGCGUGAUGAUACACCUACCUAAUGUGUAAAGUGCCUUGAGGUAACUUCUGUUACAUCAAUUUUCUAUGCCUCUUACCCUAAUUAGGGUCACGGGGGUAUGCUGGAGCCUAUGCCAGCUGACUUGGGGCAAGAGGCGGUGUACACCCUGGACUGGUUGCCAGCCAAUCACAGGGCACAUACUGUAUAGACAAUCGUUCACACUCACAUUCAUACCUCUGGACAAUGUAGAGUCACCAAUUAAUCUAACAUGCAUGGUUUUGGAAUGUGGGAGGAAACCGGAGUACCCGGAGAAAACAUGCAAACUCCACACAGAGAUGCCCAAUGGAGAUUCGAACCCAGGUCUUCCCGAUCUCCUGACUUUGUGGCCAACAUGCUAACCACUCAACUUUUGUUACAAUAUUUUUGAAACAAUUUUUUUCCCUUUUUUUGAGAAACCGUUGUAAUGACACUUUUAAAAGAACAAACGUGGGACUAUCAUUUGGAAUAAACUUUAAGUGACAACAAAAAGACAAUAUUUCUUGACUCGGUUCGCUGCUUUGGUCAACGUAAACAGCCAAAGCGGGAGAACCUAAUUGUAGGUCAUGUAUCGGGGCGUGGCGCUGAACUUGGCGUAGGACUUGAUGACUUUGUUAACGGCCUCCAGGAAAUCUUUCUCUGUGGCAAUCUUCCUGCGAGCUCUUAUGGCAAACAUGCCAGCUUCUGUGCACACGCUGCGAAUCUCGGCACCUAGCAAAAAAACAAAACAAAACACAACAUUAAACAUUGGUGAUAUAACAACAUUAACAUUGCAGUAAGUGUGGAACAGUGGUUCAUUUCACCUGUGCUGUUGGGACAGAGGCGAGCCAGCAGCUCAAAGCGAAUAUCUCUUUCUACACUCAUGGAGCGAGCGUGAAUCUUGAAGAUGUGUGUGCGACCCUGAAGCACAAAACAACAAGUGGAAGAGCUUAGGAAAAACAUUCAAUGGAAUGUCCGGACUCAGGGUGAUGAACGUCCAGUCCAUCCCUGCUAUUGCAAAACACGCACACAGGAGAGGGAAUUCGCUCUCCCAAUAUUUGCGAUUUCUUUUCUCUGCUUUAAAUUGUUUGUUGUUGGGUUGUUUUUUUUAUGGUAAUUUAAAUAGAAAGUGGUUUGAUGGCGCCAUCUUCAGGGGAAAAUGCUAAUCCAGCAGCGGGCCCUGUCUCACAAGUUGAUUCACUCAACAUUUUCCAGCGGGAAGAUGCUGUGACAAGACAUGAUGUUGCAAGCAUCUGCAUGUUUUGUCAGUACAAUACUGUUUACUAUAUGCUAAACAUUUUUAGGGAUUUUAUGGGUGCGUCCAUUAUUUGCGACUCUUCACCUUCGUCUUGGAUUGUACGAGCCCUGUGAAUGUAAAUGACAAUAUAUGCAUUUAACCUUCAUUUGAAACUCAACAGUAAAAUUCUGCUGUUCUCACAAGAAGUGACGGCUUGUUUAACUCAUUCAAGACGUUUUCAUAAACCCAAUUGGCCGAUCCCAAAGAUGUAUUUAAAUGUCUGAUGUUUUUUUCGCGUGAGAGGCAACAAUGCGACUGCACACUAAUGACUGUCACUUUUAGAACACUUUGAAGCCAUGAAAACGGCCACAAGGUGGCAGAAGUGCAUUUGAUAAGCUCUUGGCAUGUGAAUUUGAAUGGAAAAAAAACAUACAUGGCAGCAAGGAGGAAGGAGAAGAACGUGGAAGAGUGUAGCGUGCAGAAGGUUACGCAUUGUAGGGAAAUUUUAAGGCAUGCACAUGCACACAGUUCAGUUCCAAAUGUGAAAAUCAUAAACAGUUCAUGGUGUUGUGUUUGUAAAUAAUGAUUUUGAUGUGAAACAACCCUUUUUUGUGUUGUUUAUGUCGGAAUAGUUGAGCUAAUUUAGCUGUCACAGAAACAACAAAUAUUUGCGUCACAGUGAAAGUUAUGCUUGAAAUGUAUCUUUUCACAAAAUGAUGACUUUGUCCCUUUUUUUUUAGUCGGGAACUGAUAUUUUCCUGAAACUUACCUAUGUUCUACUGUUG
This is a messenger RNA of Dunckerocampus dactyliophorus (ringed pipefish), 5413 nucleotides long. It is a transcript of the gene slc26a5, whose product is annotated as solute carrier family 26 member 5. Gene Ontology annotation, biological process: transmembrane transport. Gene Ontology annotation, molecular function: bicarbonate transmembrane transporter activity; oxalate transmembrane transporter activity; chloride transmembrane transporter activity. Bases 383 to 2536 code for a protein of 717 amino acids. The record is from RefSeq and is a predicted model, not a curated record. The transcript is spliced from 17 exons. Lineage: Eukaryota; Metazoa; Chordata; Actinopteri; Syngnathiformes; Syngnathidae. Gene Ontology annotation, cellular component: membrane.